CUCCCAACCCGCAGUCUCCACUAGCCUCCCUAAAACGAAAAAAAAAGGAAAAAAAAAGAAAAAAAAAAACUGCGGCGAGCCGGAGACGUGGCUCCCCGACUCCUCGCGCGCGCGGCCGGCGGCGAGAAGGGCGGCGGCGGCGGCGGGGAAGGCCAUCCUCCCCUCAUGAGCGGCGUGGCCUCCUCGCGCGCGCGUCGGGGGAGCAGGCAGGUCUGGAGGGGCGACGCCGCCGACGACAUCCUUCCGUCUCGGUUCGGAUCGGAUUGAAGGAAUGCAUGAGGAACCACUGAAGAUUUAUUGGUGGUAAUGGAGAAUGAUCAUGGAGAUCUAGAUGAUGUGGGAUCAGGGUGGCUUGAAGUGAAAAAAAAACACCGAUCCAGCUCAAAAUUCACAUUGCAGAGGUCUUCAGGAGGUUCCAAUGAUAAUAAAAUUUCAAACUCGUCCUCACAAUCUCAGACCAACUUUGGCAGUGAUAGUGCAAAGUGGUGUGACAGGUUACAAUGCUCACCUCAGAUCACAAAGGUUAAUGUUUGCGUUAAUGAACCGGGUAGCGUAGUCACAAUGGUUGUUCAUGGUGAAGAAUGUGCUCAUGCAGAUGCUAGCAAUCUGAAGAGUGAAUUAAGUGUUUCAGCCUCGGAUCAUGCAAUAGAAAAACCUAAAAAACUGCUAGUGACUGAAGAAAUAAGUGAACCUCCCAACGUUGGUAAGAUUGACUGUGCUGAUUCUCCAACUCCACAUCAAUCCUCCAACUGUUCAAGUGGUCUUGCAAAAUCUUCAGGUUUUUAUGAUCAUGUUAAAGGCCCUCCAAUGACAGAUAGUAUAGGUGUUUUAUCGAACACUUCUGUCAGGUUUGGUGAUUUUGAUGAAGUGCCAGGUCUAGCAUUACCUGCAGAUGCAUGUAGAAAUAAUAGUUCAUCUCAAAAACACAUACACAUUGGCGAUGCUACAGAAUUCAUAAAUGAAUGUAAAGAUGAAAGUGAACUUAAAACUGAGCCGAAUUCUUGUAAAACAAUUGUUGAGACAUCUCCUGUUAUUAUUCAAGGGGCAGAAACGCCCACUGAAGAUGAGAGCAAGGUAUUGGAUAUAUGUGAAAUAACAGAUAAUCGUUUGGAUGUUAGUGGUUCACCUUCCUUGGACGACACAGUCUCCUUGUCCUGUGCAAACAAUGAUCUUGAAGUUCCAGUUAAGUCGUCUUCUGUUGCUUCAACAGAAAGCCAGACAGUUCUUCAUGCACCAACUUCAGCAGAUUUUGGAGGUGAAACUGCUGGAAGCAAAGAAAGGUUCAGGCAGAGACUCUGGUGUUUUCUUUUUGAGAAUCUGAAUAGGGCUGUGGAUGAACUUUACCUCCUCUGUGAGUUAGAAUGUGACAUGGAGCAAAUUAAUGAAUCCAUCCUUGUUCUUGAAGAAGCUAUAUCUGAUUUUCAAGAACUGAAAUCCAGGGCGGAGCAUUUUGAUAACACCAAAAAAUCUACUGCUCUACCAAAGGAGGGGAUGCCAAUGGCUGUGAAAGCUGACCAUCGAAGACCACAUGCCUUGUCUUGGGAGGUCAGAAGGAUGACAAGUUCACCACACAGGCAAGAGAUAUUGUCUUCAUCUCUAGAGGCAUUUCAGAGAAUUCAAUUGGAACUGGCUCGCAAACAAGCUGGUAUAACAACAGAGAGCUUUGCAUCCAGCUCUUCUGGAGAAGUUUCUGGUAGCUCAUCAAAGCUAACCACAGCAUCAGCGACUGUUGGAAGUAUAAGUUUGAAAGUGGAGAGUCAGGUGAAACUUUCUGACACUGAGAAAAAAAUUGCUGGAGAGAGGCAAAGCAAGGAUACAAUCAAGUCAGGUAGAUCACCUCCACAAAAUAUGCCUUCAUCUUCUGCAAAGAGUCGAAAAGGAUCACUGGAACCUAUCUCUGAGGUAGAGAAGCAUAAUUUUAGGAAGGAUAAGGAAUUGCCAGAAAACAAAUUUGACAAGCUCAGGUCAACAGAUACGGCAAAAAGGACUACAGUUCAUACUGAGAAGGAGAAACAAAAUGCAGCACCACGGAAGUCAUUGGAUGCCUGGAAAGAGAAAAGAAACUGGGAAGAUAUACUGAAAUCUCCUGUUCGGAGUUCUCGUGUCUCCCAUUCCCCUGGUGUUGGCAGAAAAGUACCAGAGCGUGCUCGUGUUCUACAUGACAAGUUAAUGUCUCCUGAAAAGAAGAAAAGAAGUGCUUUGGACAUGAAAAAGGAAGCAGAAGAAAAACAUGCACGAGCUUUACGAAUCCGGAGUCAACUAGAAAGUGAGAGAGUUCAGAGGCUGCAACGUACCUCUGAAAAGUUAAAUCGUGUCAAUGAAUGGCAGGCUGUGCGCAGCUCAAAACUGCGAGAAGUAAUGAAUGCACGCCACCAACGUAGUGAAUCUCGUCAUGAGGCAUACCUUGCCCAGGUUGCAAAAAGAGCUGGUGAUGAGAGUACUAAGGUCAAUGAGGUCCGUUUUAUUACAUCACUAAAUGAAGAAAACAAGAAAUUCUUACUGAGGCAGAAACUUCAUGGUUCUGAAAUGCGGAGAGCUGAAAAGCUACUGGUGAUCAAAACAAAGCAAAAGGAGGACAUUGCAAGGGAAGAAGCUGUAUUGGAACGGAGAAAAAUUCUUGAAGCUGAGAAGAUGCAACGUCUUGCUGAAAUACAGCGUAAGAAAGAAGAAGCUAUUAUUAGAAGAGAAGAGGAGCGCAAAGCAUCUAGUGCUGCACGAGAAGCGAGGGCUGCAGAGCAGCAACGUAGAAAAGAGAUAAGAGCAAAAGCUCAACAAGAAGAGGCUGAACUGUUAGCCCAAAAAUUAGCAGAGAAGCUUCGUGAAAGUGAGCAGCGCCGUAAGUAUUACCUUGAGCAGAUACGUGAGAGAGCUUCAAUGGAUUUCAGGGAUCAGCCUUCACCUUUUCAGCGCCGCUUUCCAAGUAAAGAUAACCAAAAUCGUUCUAGCUCAGCUAAUAGUGGAGAAGAUUCACAAAUAAUAAGCAGUGCCAACGCUGCUGAGUCUGGUGUUAAAUCAUUCAAUUCCACGCAAAUGAAACGAAGGAUUAAAAAGAUACGCCAGAGGUUAAUGGCUCUUAAGCAUGAUUUUGUUGAACCACUCAUAGGCGAAAAUACAGGAAUUGUGCACAGGUCUGCUCUAGGUACUGCAAAAGCUAAGUUAAGUAGAUGGCUUCAGGACUUGCAAAGACUUCGUCAAGCUAGAAAAGAGGGUGCUGCGAGUAUUGGUUUGAUUGUUAGUGACAUGACAAAGUAUUUAGAAGGAAAGGAUCUUGAAUUACAUGCAUCUAGACAAGUUGGCUUGCUUGAUUUUAUUGCAUCUGCUUUACCUGCCUCUCACACUUCAAGGCCUGGAGCUUGUCAAGUCACUGUCUACCUACUACGACUGUUGAGAGUGUUGCUCUCGCUUCCAGCCAAUCGAACUUAUUUUCUUGUACAAAAUCUUUUACCUCCGAUUAUUCCCAUGUUAUCGGUAUCUCUAGAGAAUUACAUAAAGGUUGCAGCAUCAAACUCUGGAAGUUCGAACAUUCAGUCAAGCAAAACAUCAACUGAAUACAUGGAGUCAGUAGGUGAAGUGUUAGAUGGAUUUUUUUGGACAGUGACCGUAAUUGUUGGCCACGUAUAUCUCAAUGACCAACAGCUUCAAAUGCAAGGGGGGUUGAUAGAACUGAUUGUGGCUUAUCAAAUAAUUCAUCGCCUGCGAGAUCUUUUUGCCCUUUAUGACAGGCCCCAGGUGGAAGGAUCCCCAUUACCAUCAUCCAUACUAUUUGGUCUCAACCUUCUGGCCGUCUUAACAUCUAAACCUGGAAAUUUCUCUACCAUUGAUUGGGAGUCCUGCAAAUGCAGAACUCUAGCGGGUAAUCUAGUUCAAGAAUAUGAAUAUCUUUGUUCACAAGACAUAGGUAUGGGCAACCAGUUGAUGAUAUCUGAUCAAUCUGGAGAUGUCAAAUUGCCAUCUACCAAGUCUGAUCUAUUGAAAUGUGAUGAAUGCGAUCCUAGCGAAUUGAUCAAAGAAAAUAAGUCCUUGGAUCAUCAUAAAUUCAACAUUCCAGGGGACAACAUGUCAGUUUAUGAAGCUAGCAAAGACUCAGGGUCCAUGCCAGAAAUGCAGUCAUCUGAUACACUAGAGGUACACUCUGUAAUUCCCUGCCAGGGAGAUGCUGCAGAUGGCACCCUUGAAAGAAAAAAGGGGAGUACUACAUGUUUGCAUGAUAGUCCUGGAAAAGACAAUGAAAUAAACCUAAAUCAACCUGUAGUGCUUGUACUUUCUGCUAUGGCAGAGACAGGCCUUGUUAGUCUGCCUUCUCUUUUGACAGCUGUGUUGCUCCAGGCCAACAACAGAUCAUCAUCAGAACAGGCUUCAGCAAUUCUUCCAUCGAAUUUUGAAGAGGUAGCCACUGGCGUUUUGAAAGUUCUGAACAACAUGGCAUGUUUGGAUAUCACCCUUCUUCAAUGCAUGCUGGCUAGAUCGGAUCUAAAGAUGGAGUUCUUCCAUUUGAUCAGUUUCCUUCUUAGCCAUUGCAUGAAUAAAUGGAGAGUGCCAAAUGAUCAGGUUGGUUUACUGCUUCUAGAAUCUCUGCUACUUCUUGGUUACUUCUCUUUGUUCCAUGCUGGGAACCAAGCAGUUCUUCGGUGGGGAAAGAGUCCCACCAUACUUCACAAGGUGUGCGACUUGCCUUUCGUUUUCUUCAGUGACCCGGAGUUGAUGCCUAUCUUGGCUACUGCUCUUAUCGCGGUCUGUUAUGGUUGUGACCAGAAUAGAAGUGUAGUUCAGCAAGAAAUAAGCACAGAGAUGCUUCGUUCUUUGAUCAAAUCAUGCAAAACACCAGGACUGGCUGCUUCAGAUUCCAUUCUUUUGGAUGGUUGGGGAACCAACAGUUCCAGUGAUAAUACACAGAUCUUAUUGGAUACAAGAAACCCGCAAGGUGAUAUCUCAAUAAGGUCGAACCGCAAAAGUGCACGGCCAGUUUUAGGAAAAGGAGUUUCAGGGGUCAUCAGAUUGAGCAGAAAUAAGGGCCAAAGAGACGGCCGAGGAGCAAGAAUUGGUGAUGAUGGACCUCUGAAGCAAAGAGCUGGAGAAACUUCAUCUAACUUCAUGUUGCAUAGAAAAAUCCCAGCUUCUUUCUUGGACAAGGCUGAAGAGUUCUUCUGUAGUGAAAAUGAUACAGCAGCGAAUAUAACAAACUGACCAGACCACAGAACAAGCUACUUAAUUUGGACCUUUUUUAUUUCCUUUUGAGAUGAUGGUUCUUGAGAAUAUACAACUAGACAGGCUAAACUUCAGCUGGACGGAUGGUGAUGAUUAGGGAUUGACUGUAUAGGUUUUGGAAAAGACAUUUGCCAUUUUUACAAGGCUUGCUCGAGGUAACUCGGCCAAAUUGGUCAAACCCUGGGAGCUAAUAUAAUAUACGUGUCAAAAUUUAUCAUGCAAAGGAUUUUUUUUAAUAGAAUGUUAUUUGUGCCUCGA
Molecule: messenger RNA, 5463 nt
Organism: Oryza sativa Japonica Group (Japanese rice)
Lineage: Eukaryota; Viridiplantae; Streptophyta; Magnoliopsida; Poales; Poaceae
Source: RefSeq, a predicted model, not a curated record